Messenger RNA from Myxocyprinus asiaticus (Chinese sucker), 4328 nucleotides. Its product is annotated as gastrula zinc finger protein XlCGF57.1-like. The transcript is spliced from 2 exons. The record is from RefSeq and is a predicted model, not a curated record. Bases 1240 to 2472 code for a protein of 410 amino acids. NCBI's taxonomy places the organism in Eukaryota, Metazoa, Chordata, Actinopteri, Cypriniformes, Catostomidae.
ACGUUAUUCCAAACUUUUUGCCGCCACUGUAUGUUAAAAAGCUUUUCUUCUUUUUCUUCUUCUUCUAUUUAAAUGGCGAUGCAUUACAGCCACAUACUAUUGAGCCAGAAAGAAACACUGAACUUUUGACCCUGACCAAGAUAAUAUUUACAGGUCCCUUCCUCUCUCAAAAAUAAAAAUAAAAUAAAAUAAAUAAUUUUACCAAAGUAAGAAUUGUGACAUCAAAAUAUUUUGUAAUCUUUAUGUCUUAGUGAUUUUUAUCAAGUUAUUUUUAAUAUAUUUUAAGUAAUAUUUUUAGUAAAAUAUUGUAAAUUAUUUUAAGUGAUCCUGGAAGUUUGCUGAGGCCCAUGGUUGACCACACGCUGACUUUAAAUUGGACAACAUUUUCUUUUAAUUUCUUUCUCUUUUUUUUUUUCUUUUUUUUCAGGAAUUUUAGCUUUUAAUGAGAAUUGUAUUGAACUUCUAACUUUAAAAAAAAAAUGUAUAUCAAAAUAACAUUGAACUCAGCAUAGAUCAAACAAAUGACAAAAAUAGACAAAAAUCACAUAACUGACAUCUGUUUUUGACUUGUCUGCUCAAUAAAAUAAAAUAAAAUAAAAUAAAGCUUUGACCAGCAGAUGUCAUCUGCGUGCGGUGGUUCGAAAAAGAGAAUAAUUUUGCGAAGCAGAAGGAUAAAUUGUGAUUAGAAGUUUUGUGAUUAGAAGUUUAAGAAAGCUGCCUUUCUCUCAUCAUUAAUGUUAAAGUGAAGAGCGCCGUUAAAAUAAAUACAUCUUUAAAAAAACAGUUCAACGUUUCACAUAUGUACAAAGCAACGCGUGACAGGGACGUCAUAAGACCUGCGCAUCGGGUUUCAGGAUGCUGUUUUUCAGUUGGAUACAAAAAUGGUUUUCGUUUUGAGCGCUUCAGCAUUUCUGGAGUGUAACAGAUAUACAAUUUCAAAGGUGCUUUUAAGUUUUAACAAAUGUGCUCUAACAGCAUGAUAAUAUUACUGAAACCAGUUCGCGCUAGUAAUGUUAAAUGAUGUAGAUUAUCAGCGGAUGUGCCGACAGUUUUCUCUCGUUAAUGGUGGAACAUUUAUGAGUGUCAUUUUUGUGCGAGUAAAGCGCAUCUACAAGUGACGGCCAGAGAGAUUGAUUUAGCCUUUUAUUUUAUUCCCAUUGAUUGUUAUCAUCAUCAUCUUAAACGUGACUAAAACAAGCAAGCAUGAAACUGAGAUCUGCUUGACGUACUGUUGUAAAGAUGGAGUUUAUUAAAGAGGAGGGUGAAGAAUCAUACAGAUUGAAAAAUGAAGAUACUGAGGAACAAAGAGACCUGAUGGAAGUGAAAGAGGAAAGUCAAGAACUAAAUGAAGUGAAGGAGAAACAUCCGGAACCUGCUAAUGUCGCAAGUGGAGAAAAAUCUUCUAGCUGCCCAGAGACUGAAAAGAAUCUAUCACAAAAAAGAGCAGAACCCAAAAAUUUCACCUGCCCUCAGUGUGGAAAGAGUUUCACACGUAUAGGACAUCUUAUGGAUCACAUGAAAAUUCACACAGGUGAGAAGCCUUACACGUGUCCUCAAUGUGAAAAGAGUUUCACGUGUAAAGGAAGCCUUAAAGAUCACUUUCGAAUUCACACUGGUGAGAAGCCUUUCACCUGCCCUCAGUGCAAAAAGAGCUUCAUAAAUUCAGGAGGCCUUAAGAGGCACAUAAGAAUUCACACCGGUGAAAGACCUUUCACCUGCUCUCAGUGUGGAAAGAGUUUCCCAAAUUCAGCAGAACUUAAGAGGCACAAUAAAACUCACUCUGUCGAGAGGCCUUUCACCUGUCCUCAAUGUGGAAAGAGUUACAAACUAAAAGGAGUUCUCAAGGAACAUGUAAAAAUUCACUCUGGAGAGAGGCCUUUUUCAUGCAUGUUGUGUGGGAAGAGUUUCGCACAACAAAGUACCCUAAAAUGUCACAUGAAAGUUCAUUCCGGAGAGAAACUACACCAAUGUUCUGAGUGUGGCAGGAGGUUUUCAGAGGCUAGCAAUCUAAAAACUCAUCUGCUCUCUCACUCAGGAGAAAGGCCGUUUAAAUGUGAUCAGUGCGAGAAAACUUUUUUUGUGGCAGUUCACUUGAAGACACACAUGAGGAUUCAUGAAGAUGAGAAGCCUUACAUGUGUUCUUUUUGUGGAAAAACUUUUUUAUGGCUGCAUGGUUUUAAAGACCAUUUGAAAACACAUAUUGGUGAGAAAGUGCAUGUGUGCACUGAGUGUGGGAAGUCCUUCAUUAGAGCUGCUGAAUUGAAAGUGCAUGAAAGAACCCAUACUGGAGAGAAACCUUACAAGUGUUCAUACUGUGAAAAGAGUUUCACUCAGUCUUCAGGCCUGAAAGCACAUGAAAGAGUGCAUACUGGAGAGAGGCCGUACCUCUGCCCUUCAUGUGGGAAGACUUUCAGCCGAUAUGGUAAUCUAGGAAAACACUUAAAAAACGCUUGCCCAAAGUUGUCACAAUGAGAACAGUUCACCGCCAAGUCCAACACUUGGAUGGAAUUUCUAACAAAAAACUAAUUUGGAAAAAAAAAAACACAUAAAUGAUUAUCAAAGCCAAAAUAUUAAAUAACUUGAAUUUAUGCUUACUGAGUAAUCUAAUAUUUUGUUAAAGGGGGUCAAAAAUGAAAAAUUUGCCUAUGAUUUGAAGCAAAACUACAAGUAAAACACCUAGAAAGGUGUCUUUAUUUCAGUUUUACACAGGGGUUUAUUGUUAAACUGUUUCUGUUUUUUAUUUCCGAGUACUCCAUUCAAAAAAUAAGGCUGGACAUAGAAAUGCAUCAAUUCUUCGACAACAAACUCUUCAGACAUGUUUAGUAAGUUCUGUUCUCUGUUUUGUGUGCAGCUGUAUUGUGUUCUUUUGUCACAAUCGCAGUUUUUAGAUAAAACGAGUUUUCGCUUGAAUGCCCCAAUGUCGUGAGGAGGCUGUGUGAACUGUUGCUCUCGUGCCCUAUCAUGAAUGCACACAGGAGAUCAACGGUCAGUGAACAUUUUCACUAAAUAAUACAUUCGAUUUCGGUUUGUUUCUCAACAAAACUUAUCGUAUACUUUCAUAACAAUCAGGAGUCUCAUGAAAUAAUUUAUUAGACGUCUGAAUUAUACUUUUGUUGUUUUGAGGCUAGAAGAGGUGGUCACUAUAAACUUCCCUUUGUGUUAAGAAAAAGAAAGAAAGUCAUAUAGGGUUAUAACAACACAGUAAACAAUGAAUGAAUUUAAAUUUUUGGGGUUAACUAUCCCUUUAACUUGUAUUGAACCUAGAAUAUUGCUUUAAUACACUAUUAUUCAAACAAUGCAAUACUUACAGUAUACAGUAUAUGUCGUUUUUGGAUCUGCAAAGCUCUGGAAUGCAUAUUUAUCUUUUGAAUGACCUCUUCAUCAAAGUAAUAAUGUCUACCAGUGGUGGUUGAAGUCACAGAAAAAUGACACAGAAUGUGGCUGACUGGUUGCACUCAUCAGCACAUCUUGGCCACUUGAAUGAUCUGGAAGUGCCUGCUUGGGUCAUGCAAGGACAAGAGAUCAUCCUGCUGCUCAUCAUCACUCCACAAUGCUACCAGUGUAUCACUUCUGAUCAUAUACUGCAGCAAUGUACUGCCAAGGCAUAUAUACUGCUUCUUGUUGGACAGACCUUAAGGAGACUGGACUAACGUGCCAGCAGAAAUUCUGAAUAUUUGAAAUAUUGAAAAUGAUAACGUGAACAUGGCAAAAAUAUACAUUAUAGACAUAAAUGCAUGCAAUACCUUGAAAAUGAUUCAUUCUCAAGUUCUUCAUACUGCAUAUGACAUUUGAAAUUAAAGUUUAAAACUCUGAUUUUAGCUUUCUGACAUUCAGCUUAAUUGCAUUUGUUGUAAAACAAAAAAAGUGCAUUUUGAUGUCAUACUUAUGUGUCACAUCAUUAUUUAUUUUAAUUGAGCUUUUAGCCCUGAUAGCACACGUGCAUUACCCUGAUGUCUGUUUAAUGUGUGUUUACAUCUGGAAGAUUUUUUUUUUUUACGUCUAUAAGACGUUUCCUUUCAGAUGUAAAUAAGACACUCAGCAGAUGUCUUUGAGAUGUUUAUGACUAAGAAUGUUUGUAAAUCUGAUCUUUCUAAGAUGUUUAGCAGAUGUUAAUUAGAUUAUGAUGCUUUCCAGAUGAAAAGAUCUAAAACAGACAUCUCGGAAAUGUAUGUGUGCUAUCUAGGAUAUUGGCAAUGGCAAGUAACACUAGAAUUGUAACUGUACGCAAAUAUUUCAAGAUGAACAGACUCACAAUUAAAUUGUUCCAGUGCUUUAAUGUAUUUUAGACAAAUACGCAUAGCAACAAAUUAAAUCUUCCUGAAAGAUGA